Phytophthora infestans T30-4 is the source of this 825-nucleotide messenger RNA. RefSeq lists its product as uncharacterized. The coding region runs from base 1 to 825 and encodes 274 amino acids. The transcript has 4 exons. The record is from RefSeq and is a predicted model, not a curated record. NCBI's taxonomy places the organism in Eukaryota, Oomycota, Peronosporomycetes, Peronosporales, Peronosporaceae.
AUGGUGUGGAACACACAGGGCCCCGCUGCACGCUACCUCUCAUUCAGCGCCGAGUCAGUGCCCUUGAACACUCCAAUAGCACACAUGUGGUGUGUGAGCUUCCCACACACGCUGCACGGACCUCGGACGACUUUUAAAGCAUCCAGCGGCCGGUGGAAGAAGCUUCUUCCUGAAGUGACUAAGUUCGAGGGAAUUUUUACUAAGCUAAAGAGCCAACCACGGUCGGGUUGGAGUGAGCCGAUGUACGUCGAGAACACGGCGAAGAUAUACCAAGAGCGCACGAAACAUCCGUUUGAGUAUCUGGCGGCGUUGAAGGGGCUGCGUGAUAAGCCGAAGUGGACCAGGAAAUUGACUACUUCUAUUCAUGCUGGCAACAAACGCAAGACGGGUGACGGUGAUUUGGUUGCGCGUCCAGAGGGACAGAAAGCGGCCAAGAAGAAGAAGGCUCGGGAUGACACCAACUUACCCGUCGAUGCGCACAUGCGCUUUGUCGCCGCGUCCGAAAAGAAAGCAGAUAUAUUAGAGCAGCAACUUCACUUUAGCCUAUUCAUACAAUCACCUGACAGCGAGGAGUCAACAGAGUACUUUGCUCUCCGCCGCAAAACUUUUCUUGCGCAGCUACGAGCUGCAGAUCGUGAAGCUGCUGGGUGUCAUAACACCAGGUUGGCCGAUCAUGAAGAGAAUCGAAGUGGCUCUCGCGGAACCAGCGACGUUAUCAUUGCGCAAGGAUCGAUUGAUCAGUUGUUGGGAAGCCCACAGAGCUCAUCAGACAAAGAGAACAGCCCGAACACAGAAGCUAGUUUUCGAGCAUCGGCGAUGUUGUAG